AUGGAGAAACGCCCUGUCCGCACCGUCCUCGUCACAGGCUGUUCCGACGGCGGCCUGGGCGCGGCCCUCGCCGUCGCAUUCCACAAACACCGCUGGUACCGCGUCAUUGCGACAGCACGGAACCCGGAAAAGAUGACGCAUCUCCGCUCCCUCGGUAUCGAAACCCUCCAGCUCGACGUCCUUUCCGAAGAAAGCAUCUCGGCCUGCGUGGAGAAGGUCUCCGCCCUCACCGGCGCGACACUGGAAGUCUUGGUGAACAACGCGGGGGCCGGAUACAACAUGCCCAUCCUGGACGCGUCCCUCGAGCAAAUCAAGAAGCAAUUCGAGCUCAACGUCUUCAGCGUCAUCCGGGUCACCCAGGCUCUUUUCCCGCUCCUGCGCGCCUCGAGCUCCGAGACGAAAAUGAUCGUGAAUAACACCUCCUGCGCACCGGAGCUGGCGUUCCCCUUCCUGGGACCGUACACGGCCUCGAAAGCCGCGCUCUCAACGGUCACGGAGACGCUGAGGCUCGAAAUGCAGCCCUUUGACAUUAAAGUUGUGGAUCUCAAGACCGCGGCCGUCAAGUCCCGCUUCUUCGACAACGUUGGCACUAACGACGCUGUCGUAUUGUCGGACAGCAGCCCCUACGCGGCGGGCAAGGAUGUGGUCGAGACGUUCAUGCAGAACGGGCCGCCGGCGAAACUGAUGGACGCCGAUGCUUGGGCGAAGAAUGUCGUCGCGGACUUAUCGAAGCGCGGGGGCAAGGGCGCGCCCGACCAGAUUUGGCGGGGCGCAGGCGCGACGUCGGCGUGGUUUGCCGCGACGUUCAUACCGGUUGGGUGGCUGGACGGGACGGUCAAAAAGUAUUCUGGCUUGAAGGAGGUGGAGAGGCGGAUCAGGGCAGGAGAGAAAGAGAAGAUCACUAUGGGGCAAUGA
Molecule: messenger RNA, 915 nt
Organism: Cladophialophora carrionii CBS 160.54
Lineage: Eukaryota; Fungi; Ascomycota; Eurotiomycetes; Chaetothyriales; Herpotrichiellaceae
Exons: 1
Coding region: 1-915 (304 amino acids)
Biological process (GO): phosphatidic acid biosynthetic process; triglyceride catabolic process
Cellular component (GO): endoplasmic reticulum; lipid droplet
Molecular function (GO): acylglycerone-phosphate reductase (NADP+) activity; triacylglycerol lipase activity
Source: RefSeq, a predicted model, not a curated record